AUGGAGAAUUCAUUUUUUGAAUUCCGUGACAAAACUAAUGAAGCUGAAAUCUCUGACUGUGAAAUUGAAAAUAGUGUGUUGGAGGAAUCGUUUGCUCCUAAAAAAACUCCAGCAAAGAAGAAUCAUACGAUUGUUAUACCAGAAUCAGAUGAUUCAGAUUACUCUUUAUCAGACGAUGAACUACAAAAGAAGACUGUGACAUCAUAUCUUUCACCAAAAAAACUAGUUUUAAGUUCUUCCGAAGAUGAAGAUCUGUCUUUAAAAACUUCAAUGAAAUCAUCCAGAGCAUCAGACUCACCAUUUAUUGGGCGUAAAAAUAAAAAGCGUAUAAUGCAACUUGAUUCAGAUACUGACAACUCUAUAGUUAUAGAACAUAACAAACAGAAAAAAGUUUUCUGUCUAAAGAGUACGCCAGCUCGAAUUGAAAGCAAGAGAUUUCUUAAAGAUAAGCACAAUAUGAGUUAUGACAGCAAUAAUAGUGAGCAAGGUGGUGAUGAAACAAAUGUAGAUAGCCCUAAUUCAACAAUUGAUCUAAUUACAAAUGACAUAUAUGACUCCGAUGAGGACAAAGAAAAUCGUGACAGUAUAUCUAAAAACUUUGAUAAUUGUAAAGAUAGUGACAAUAAAGAAGAGAAAAAAGAAAGUUCUCAUAGUAAAGAUAGCAAUGACGAUUCUGAUGUAACAGAGGAAUAUGACGUAGAUGACCAAACUAAAGAACAUACAGAUGAUGAAAAUAAUGAUGAUCAAAUGUUUGUGUCUCGAGCAACGAGAAUGAGUAUAAUGGGUGUAGUUCCUAAGGAUAAUGAGAGUGACGAUUCAGAUUAUAUUGAAUCUGAAGAUUCAAGACGCCCAUCUUCUGGAAGUAAUGCAGAGUUACCAUAUACAGGUAUUAAAAGUGGGGAAACUUCCAAACAAUUGGACGACUCCAAUACAUCUAGACUUACAUGUUCACCUUUCUCGAGCCCUGUAAGGGACAAUGAAGUUGAUGAUCAAGCUGUUGUUGAUUUGACACAAUUGAUAAAUGCUGAUGACUUAAAAAGUAAAAUUCAGUCAAAGUUGAAAGGUGAAUUGAAGCCGAAGGUAAUGGAGGAUCAGGAAGUGACAAUUGUUGAAACGAAACAAGAAGUUAUCACGCUAAGUAGCGAUAGUGAGGACGAUGAUCUCAAAAUAGAAAAGUCGCCAACAAUCAAAAGAUCUCCCAAGAAGAAUGAAAGUUCAGAAAAAACUCGACUGGAUAGUGACAUUAAGCAGUAUUUGGUACCAAACAGUUAUCCAAAUCUUGUUGUAUAUGUGAAGAAGCAUGUGAGGGACAAUGAACUGAAUAAAUUGAAUGGCCUGAGGGAAGAUCUCCAGAAUGUUAGGUACCUUUUGGAGACAAUGGACCUGGAUAUGUUGCCAGAUAGAGGGAGCAAGUUGAUCGAACGUCUUUCCACGUUGGAGGAAGAGGUUCGGCGUCAGGGCGACAAGGUUGCCAACAUGGUUGUGGAACCAGAUGAACCACCCCCAAAACCCAUAAAAGAAGAAUUGAAUAAAGAUGUAUCCUGGGACGACAUCCAAAAGGCGAGUAACGCUGUGCAGCCAAGGAUGUUUGGCAAUCAAGCACUGUCGACCCACAUGGCUCAAAGGAACAUGAUACUGGAGAGAUUGCGUGACUUGUACGAGUCGUUGGCAUCUCGGCCGUCUGAAAACAAGCUCGCUCCGCAGCCUCGUUCCCUCGCUUCCGAGAUGAUGCCGCAUCAGCUGCACGCACUCGCUUGGCUGCAAUGGCGCGAGACGCAAAGCCCGUGCGGCGGGAUAUUGGCGGACGACAUGGGUCUGGGUAAGACCAUUACCAUGAUCUCCCUCAUAGCCGCUGACAAGGAGAAAGGUAUCGAUAGCGACGAUGAUGGUGAAGAGGGAAGCUCCAGAUUGGUCCGCGGCGGAACAUUGGUGGUCUGCCCAGCAUCCCUGAUGCAGCAAUGGGCCGGUGAAGUGAAAAAACACUGUGUUUCCCACGCGCUAACUGUCUACCUACAUCACGGCACUCAAAGAGCGACGCAGGCGCAUCGGCUUGCGAAUAACGAUUUGGUUCUAACGACGUACAAUAUAUUGCAGCGGGAGAACGAAAAGAAUGGUGUGCUAACACGAAUUUUAUGGGGUCGCGUAAUACUAGAUGAGGCUCACGCGGUCCGAAAUCACAAGUCCUUGACCUCGGUGGCGGUCACCGCGCUGAAGGGGCGAAGGCGUUGGGCGCUCACCGGCACGCCUCUGCACAACAAAGACCUAGAUCUCUUUGCUCUGCUGAAAUUCUUACGCUGUUCGCCGUUCGACGAUCUCGCUAUGUGGAAGAAAUGGAUCGAUACGAAGAGUAUGGGUGGACAGGAGCGACUGAGUAUGAUCAUGCGUUGUAUUAUGCUGCGUCGCACCAAGCGGCUUCUUCAAGAGCGCGGGCAGCUGAAGUGCUUGCCCGAUCGCGAGACCCACCAAUGCGAUGUCACUCUCUCGAAAGAAGAGAUGAAUGUGUAUCAAAAGGUUCUUGUAUUCUCAAAGACACUCUUCGCACAAUUCCUGCAUCAACGCGCUGAAAAGGAUGAAGACUCUGGGGGUCACUAUGUUGCACCGCAAAAAGAUACUGCUUACGCAAAGAUGCACAAGAAAAUGGUCGCUUUGCAUGGUACAAAACCAGUUAAAUCUCACGAAAUCUUAGUUCUUCUACUGCGUUUGCGACAAUUGUGCUGCCAUUGCGGUCUGAUUGCAGCGAUGUUGAGCGAUGAAGAUACGGAUGUUUUGCAGGAGGAUCCUGCUGGACAGGACCUUCUGGCUGAACUUAACAAACUCAGUUUAGAUGAAUCCAGUCGGAAAAAGAACUUGGGUGAUAUAUCACGGAAUGAUGAUGAUGAUGAUGAGCCCGGUGAAAGCGCCACUGUGGCCGAGGCCCUUCGCUCUUCUCUCUCUCUGAGCAACCCGGUGUUCAAGCUGGACAAGCGCUCCUCUAAGAUUCAAGCGGUCAUGGACUGCCUCAACGAACAUGUUCUAUCUAAUCCAGACGAAAAGGCUGUGGUGGUAUCUCAGUGGACGUCAGUUCUGAGUCUGGUUGAACGUGAACUGAAGGCGGCGAAAGUGGAGUGUGUAACCCUCAGUGGAUCCGUACCAGUGCAGAAGCGUCCACCACUUAUUGACGCCCUUAACAAUCCCAAAAGUAAAGUGCGGAUCAUGCUACUGUCGCUAUGUGCUGGUGGCGUGGGUUUGAAUCUCUGCGGGGCGAAUCACCUGCUACUGUUGGAUCCCCACUGGAACCCGCAGUUGGAAGAGCAAGCGCAAGACCGCAUUUACCGCGUAGGGCAGACACGGAACGUGCAUAUUUACAGAUUUAUGUGUCUAGACACCGUUGAGCAAUGGAUCCGAAAAAUACAAGAGAACAAACUCGAAAGAGCUGAUAGCGUAUUAACUGGCGCACGUCAUACGAACGCUUCAAAGCUCACUAUUGAAGACCUGAAAAUGUUAUUCAAUAUGGAUUCGAAGCAAGAUUAA
Messenger RNA from Leptosia nina, 3510 nucleotides. NCBI's taxonomy places the organism in Eukaryota, Metazoa, Arthropoda, Insecta, Lepidoptera, Pieridae. The record is from the annotation of a GenBank genome assembly.